CCUGUUCUGUGUACGGAAGCCUCUCCCCAGAGUUUCCUUGAAGUCGUGGCCAACCUUUUUACCGCGGAGCGAGGCAGAGGGAGGAGGAGGAACUGCAAUUAAUUGGACGUUUCUUUUUUCUUUGUAGCAUUCAACUUCCUCCUGGUUUCCUCCUCCCAUCGUUUCCCACCCCGCACCCCCCCACCAAAGUGGACUGCGGUCGGUUUCACUCGGAGCUACAGAGUUGCUUCCUUACCCUCUGAAGUUUCCUGGUGUGUUUGUAGCAACAACUUGAACCGUCUCCAGAUCAACUCCUCAGAAGGUUUUGAAGAGAUGGAGGACACGGAUAAAGCCUCGGUCACAGCAGCAACGGAGGAAGAUGUUCACGCCAUUGGGGACACGGUUGACGCAAUGCCCGAUAGAGCUGGGAGGAUAUCAUUUUUUGGCAAGAAAAAAACCAAAGAUCAUGAACAAGGAAGAGAAGUUGAUGUAUCUGACCCUUGUAUCCGGGUGGUUACACCGAUGUUCCUGUAUAAUAUGAACUUCAAAAAAUUAGGAAAAUGCAUGAUUAUCAAUAACAAGAACUUUGAUGCAAAAACAGGAAUGAAUGUUCGGAAUGGCACAGACACUGAUGCUGGUAACCUGCAGAAGUGUUUUCAUUCCUUGGGUUUCAACGUUUCUGUUUACAAUGAUCAAACUUGUAGGCAGAUGGAGAACAUACUGAAACGUGCUGCUCAGGAAAACCACAGUGACCAUGCAUGUUUUGCAUGUAUCCUUUUAAGCCAUGGGGAUGAAGGCUUGAUCUACGGCACGGAUGGACCAAUGCCCAUAAAGACUCUUACCUCCCUCUUCCGAGGAGAUAUGUGCAAGAGUCUUGUGGGGAAACCCAAACUCUUUUUCAUUCAGGCUUGCAGAGGUUCAAAGUUUGAUGAAGGGAUACAGACUGAUUCUGGGCCAACAAAUAAUGAAGAGACCGACGCAAAUCCUCAACACAAAAUCCCAGUAGAAGCUGAUUUCCUGUAUGCAUAUUCCACUGUGCCAGGCUACUACUCAUGGAGGAAUCCAGGAAGAGGGUCUUGGUUUGUUCAGGCCCUGGUCAAUGCCUUGAAUGAAUACGGGAAAGAAUUUGAGAUCAUGCAGAUCCUCACCAGAGUCAACUAUAUGGUGGCCAUGGAUUUUGAGUCUCAGUCGCUCGACCCCCAGUUCAGUGAGAAGAAACAGAUCCCCUGCGUUGUCUCCAUGCUGACAAAAGAACUUUACUUUAAACAGAAAUAAAUUUUUAAAAAAAGGCACAAUAUAGUUCAGUUUACAUUUCAGGGAGAUUUUGAAUGGUAAAGUUUAAGCUGUUCAUUGGGUAGUUUGAGUGAACCAUUUUAGAAUUUUGCUGUAGUAAAUCGCAGAGUUCAGGUUAAAAAAAAAGAAGAUGUUGGCUUUUCUCUGUAUUAUGAAUCAGUUCCUUUAUUUUUCUCGUAUUUUCACAUUCUUAUAUAGUCCCAAACUGACCUCAACAUGUCUGCUCUGAUAUUGUCCGGAAACAGUUCACAAAUGAAGUGCAACCCGUUUAUAAAUGGUUAUAUGGUUUAAAAAGAAACUCAUAAACACACAAUGUAUGAUUGCAGCGCAACGUAUGAAUGGUACAGAUGCGUCUCAGAAUCCUGUUAACACAUUUUUCUUUAGAGAAACCAUUUACAAGGCUAGUUUUUCAACAACCUCUGCGGUGUGAAUUUCAGUACAUUUUGCAUGACGAGCUGUGAAUUUUAAACUGUAUAAACAGAAUUAUUUUAAUCAAAUAUACUUGGUUUAUCUUUCUAAACGAA
Molecule: messenger RNA, 1796 nt
Organism: Callorhinchus milii (elephant shark)
Lineage: Eukaryota; Metazoa; Chordata; Chondrichthyes; Chimaeriformes; Callorhinchidae
Gene: casp7
Product: caspase 7, apoptosis-related cysteine peptidase
Exons: 7
Coding region: 313-1254 (313 amino acids)
Biological process (GO): apoptotic process; proteolysis
Cellular component (GO): cytoplasm
Source: RefSeq, a predicted model, not a curated record